Molecule: messenger RNA, 10646 nt
Organism: Conger conger (European conger)
Lineage: Eukaryota; Metazoa; Chordata; Actinopteri; Anguilliformes; Congridae
Gene: crebrf
Product: creb3 regulatory factor
Exons: 10
Coding region: 442-2457 (671 amino acids)
Biological process (GO): regulation of transcription by RNA polymerase II; response to unfolded protein
Cellular component (GO): nucleus
Molecular function (GO): RNA polymerase II transcription regulatory region sequence-specific DNA binding; DNA-binding transcription factor activity, RNA polymerase II-specific
Source: RefSeq, a predicted model, not a curated record
GAGCGCAAAGCAGCGUGGUUUCAGCAGUAAUGGCAAAAACAUCGUAAUACAGCUUGGAUUACGGAGCUAAUUAUCCAUCAAAAACUCCGCUAGAAGUCUCAAGCGGAGGAUAGCCGGCGCACGAGGACGAGAGGAGACGGCGAAACGGCCUCUCGGGCUUGUGGGUAAAAAACCUCACCUGUGACCGGAACCAUCGAUUUCUCCUGGUCUGGGACGAACGUGGAAACGCCCGGAUCGGGCCGGCCACGGCGAAUACGUUUCCGCUCGGAGCCUGAGGACCUGCUCUCAGCGAUGCCUCAGGUAUGAGUCAGCUGACCGGAGUACCUGUGCUUAGUGCCUCAGGUAAGAGUCAGCUGACCGGAGUACCUGCUCUUAGUGCCUCAGGUAAGAGUCAGCUGACCGGAGUACCUGCUCUUAGUGCCUCAGCCCAGCAUCAGCGGAAUGCACCCUCCGUUCGGGGAUGCGUUUCAGACCCACGGUUUUGCUGACCAGGUGCUGACCAGCACAGACCUGCUGGCUAGCAUCUCAGAUGCAGACUUCAUGUACGAGCUGGACAGAGAUAUGAGCUGCAGACAGAGCCCGAGGGCUGAUAUGCCCAUGGCGGGGGACUGCAGGGAGAUGGAGGCCAUGGAGCAGCAGCUGACGGGGGUUCUGGACGGAGACCCGGCCUGCACCUCCACCUUCGAGCAGUGGGACUCGUACUGGGAGGACGUCACCCACUACACCCGGCUGACCAGCUGCGACAUCUGGGGCUCCAAGGAGGUGGACUUCCUGGGGCUGGAUGACUUCUCCAGUCCUUACCAAGACGAGGAGGUCAUCGGUCAGACGCCCACGCUGGCGCAGCUCAACAGCGAGGACUCCCAGCCCGUCGGGGACACGCUCUACCACCCCGACCUGCUGCUGAGCCAGAAGCCCCACCCCCAUCCCGGCCCUGCCCCCGGGCCCGCCCCUGGCCCCGCCUCCUCACACGCCAAAAAGGCGCCUGCUAGGCUGUUAGCCGCCGGCGCCUGCUCCUCGUCCUCGGCCAGGAACCCCCUCCCGGAUUUCGCAGAGGGCUCCCAGAAGGCCACCUGGCCCGUGGCUUCCAGCACGGAGACCAUGUCGAAGGCCCAGGCUACAGGUCCCAAAAUGGCGUCCGUCCCCUCGGACACCAAGGACUACGUCCGCAAGGCCAGCGUCCGCGUCAGCGCGCCGAGACGCGCCACUCCCGUCGCCAUGCCGACCAGGCGAGCUGACGUCCGGGUUUCCGCGGAGACGGACGAUGCUAACGCUGUUACCGUGGCGAUGACAGCCGGCGCCCUGGUCGUACGGGAUACGAAACCUGAGAGGCCCCAACUUUCGGAAGCCCCCGUUCGAAUGGAGACGGCCGUUCCCCAGUCCGGAGAGUCCCAGAAACUGUUCCCCCCGGCGACAGGGGGGUGUCCCGGCCUGGUCCCCGCGGUAACCCUGGGCCCCGAAACCGGCCAGGACAAAAAGGAGGAGGAGCACAACUACUACCUGUUCCUCUCGCGGGGCAAGCUGGCGGGGAAAGAGGAGGCGGAUGCCGAGGAGGAGGAGGAGCAGGAGGAACAGGAGGAGGAAGAGGAGGAGGAGGAGGAGGACGAAGAGGAGGCCGAACUGGACGACGAGGGGUUCGGCAGCGAGCACGAGCUCUCAGAGAACGAGGAGGAAGAGGAGGAUGAGGAAGAGGAGGAGGAAGACGAGGACUACGAGGGGGAUAAGGACGAUGACAUGAGUGACACCUUCUCAGAAGCAGGGUGUGAGAAUGACCCGGGGGAGGGGGUGCGGAGCCUGACGGCGGUGAUUUCGAGGAAGAGGGGGAAGCGGCGCUACUUCUGGGAGUACAGUGAGCAGCUCCCGUCCUGCAAGCAGGAGCGCAUGCUGAUGCCCUCUGAGUGGGACAGAGACACGCUGCCUAGCAACAUGUACCAGAGAGGAGGCCUGCACCACGGGAAGUUUGCGGUGAAGAAGUCUCGGCGCACAGACGUGGAGGACCUCACCCCAAACCCCCGGAAGCUUCUGCAGAUCGGCAGCGAGCUGCGCAAGCUCAACAAGGUGAUCAGCGACCUGACGCCCGUCAGCGAGCUGCCCCUGACCGCCCGGCCCCGCUCCCGCAAGGAGAAGAACAAGCUGGCCUCCCGGGCAUGCCGGCUGAAGAAGAAGGCGCAGUACGAGGCGAACAAAGUCAAGCUUUGGGGGCUGAACACGGAAUACGAUCGACUGCUGUUUGUGAUCAGCGCCAUCAAAGAGGAGAUUGUGAGCAGAGUGGAAGCCAUCUCGAAAGACAAAGGAACAAACAUGGCCGACGCAUUGGAGUGCCUCAUCAGUGAAAAUCUCGUGAGGUCACCGGUCGCCGGGCAGACGUCAGACUUUGUGAACCAGAUCCUGGAGUCCACCAGCAAGGGGGACCCCACAGGGGGGCUGGUGGGGCUCCGCGUGCCCACGUCCAAAGUGUAGAGAGGCCUGGAGGGCCCGCGCCGGAGGCCCCGCGCUGGAGGGCCCACCCCUGGAGCGGAUCGACCCGUCCGCACCGUUCCUGUUCCCCAAACCUGUAAAAGGCGUCCCGUUUCUGCAUGCUCAUUCCAUCUAUAAGAGAUACCCCACAUGCCUAGUGUGAAUAUAUCAUACAUAUAUAUUAUGCCUUUUAAUUUGUUUGUAUAUUUAUAUUAUGCAAUUAUGCGGACAUGGAGAGAGUAGAGAUCGCUAGGGUUCAGGUGUGCGAGCGAUGUUUCUUUGCAUGUGGUUUGUAAACUUUAUCUAUGAGCCACCAGUUGCAAAUACGAAACCAGCAAAGAGAACCCAUACGUUCCUGGUAUUUUUCUUCAUUUAAACAAAAAGGAAAAAAAAAAAAAAGAAGGAAAAAAAAUUUGCACUCAAAUACAUUCAUGUUUUCGGUCAGUCCGUGCUAUAGCCCUUUCUUAUACUCAUAUAUCUCCCAGCCUGAGAAAGGUCUGCUUGCCACAGCGUCAUUUAAGUGGUGGUAGAAGAACAACCACUGUGGAUAUACUUAACCCCCAAAUAUUUCGCAAAUUCAUUUGCUCAGAAAAUGUCAGGUCACACCUGUCAAGUCUACAACUGUGCUAAGAACAAAAAAAGAAAAGGUAUACCGCUGUCCAUUUUCCAGUAAAGGAAACAAACAUUUAUGGGUUGUUGGGGAAGAUGCAACCCAGUGGCUGACCAACUGCAGCCAAGUACAAGUGCGUGAAAUGUUCAGAAGCAUGUAUCAGUUAUUAAUUUGCAGUAGCUGGGGCUGAAAAAACAGUGCUUUGCUGACAUUGGGGAUUUGUAUUGUGGAUUAGGAUGCAGUUGGCAAGCAGUUGGGUAUUUUUGAUAAAUUUGGCUUGAGCGUUCUUGAAGACUGCUUAGUGAAGUUCCGUUGCCUUCUCACCGUUGUAGAGUGGAGAGGAAUUAAAAUGGAGGACACUGAGGCAGAAACAAAAUGGCUGCCCCGGUGCUGUCAUUGGCCGAUGAGUCAAAAUGAUGAAAAUUCUGCCAAACGUUUUUAUUGAAAAUCACCGUAGACUAUGCGAACGGAGAGGAAGUUCCCCCAUUUGUGCUCAGUUUUGUAAAUGUACAAAAAGUAAUAAUCAUUGUGCCUUGUAUUUAAGAUUUAGUCAAGAGUGGAUUGCAGAACUCCCAGAUGUUUAAGAAAGUGUACUUUUUCACAGAAGCUGUGAGUAAGAGCCAGAGAGGAAUAUGCUUUGUGGAUUUUCUCAUUAUUUUUAGCUCUUCAAAAUAUUCUGAAUGUACAUAGGGAUGCAGAGGUUGUUGACAUGGGCCACAGAGUCUGUUUGUUGUAUCAUAAGAUGGCUCUCACAAAUGUUACUUUGGUUUUUUGGUACUUUGCUGGUGGGGAAGGGGACUAAAAAGAGAAUAUAUUAAAUAUACAAAAGAUAAAUAUUUGCACACUAUAUUUUGAUUGUUUUUUUUUUUUUGUACCAAAGAUGAAUGCAACAAAAAUGGCUCGUAGCCAGAUUUAAGUAAGGUUUUGCACAGCUUACCUGACACCGUACUGAAUGUAAAAAAAAUACAUACAUAAAAUAAAAUGGAAAAAAAAAAGUGGGAGGGUUCAAGGAUCCAUUGGACUGUGAAUUUUGCUUAGGUCCAGUUAUACACAGAAAGAAGCAUUCAUUCACUUUUCUGUGGCUUCUGCUGUUCUGCUUGUCGGCUCCUCAAGCUUACAGAUUAAAUGAGAAAAGAGUUUGGGAUUCUUCACCCAAAAUUGUUUUGGUUUUUUGUUUUCCAAGUCUAUUAGGGAAAGCAUUUAAUUGUAUGAUUUUAUUUAGCAUGUUGGUCAGACAUUACCACAAAUAACCAAAAGAUAUAGUAUUUGUAUAGUUUAUAUAUGUAAGAGAAAAGGGUAUACAUACAUUUUAUAUAUGAUAAAUAUUAAGUACUGUAUGUGUAGUAUUUAUAGUAUGUAAAUAAGUAUAUUCAUAGACAUUCACACUCAACUAGGUUGCCACUUUUUCAAUUAAUGUCUUGUUAAACAUGAUACACUUUGAAAGAUCGGUCUUCAAGGAUAAAAUGUUUAAAAUGAGAAAAUAAUCAAUUUUAUAUAUUUUUGUAUAGCUAGCCUUUGCUUUCAUUUUAUAUUGUCCGUGUUGGUUCCUUUUGAGAUUUAUUUAAUGACACUGAGAGCUUUUCCUGGCUGUUUGCACUGUAUAUGAAACUUAGAUGGCAUUAAUAACAUUAACUCGUUCAUAGCUAGAGUUUUUAGUUUUGGUUGUAGAAACUAUGGCAUCUUGCUAAUUUCAAUGCUGUGGCUUUCAUAUAGAAGACAUCACAUUUUCAAUAUUAUUCUGGUUUCUCUUUGCCAUCAGUGUACAGAUGGACACUCUCUGUAUUUGACAGUUGAGGACUAAAAAGCACUUUCUGAACAGUCAGAAUAUUUAAAAAGAAACAUUUUUUUAAAGUCGAUGUCAUUUUUAUUGUGUUUGGCUUAGCGAUUUACAGAUAUUUCCCAUAGAUGCAUACAAAUUCAGCCACCUAAGCUCUUAUUUUCACUUUCAUAUUUUGAGAUCAGAAUGGAUCAGAUAUUAGAUGCCUCUCUGGUUUAAUGCUGCUUUUAACAAAGUUGGCUGAGCUUUGUAUUUUUAAACUGAGUUUGCCACCUACACGAGGGCGCCCACACCUUGUAUAACUUCCAUUAAGAGAUUAAAUGAUAAGAUUAGCUGUAACUAGGUUAAAUCAAUCUGAUUACAUGGUUGAAUAAGACCAUGUUGGACUUUGUUUAUCCAGCAAGUCAAUUCACUUACAGUUUGUUGUGAUGUCAGGUGACUGGCAAAGAGGAAGUUGAGUUUGCUGAACAAUGCCCCAGCUGAGGUCAUUCUCCUCAGAUCGUAAAACAUUCCAAAGUGCACAUACCGUGUUUUCGCAUACCGGCUGAACCAAAUUUAAACUGGCAGGAAUAUCUGGGUUGCGUUCUGACACGUUCCAUCGUUUAGGAAUUGGUCAGAUCAGUUCAGUCUUACCCUGUCCAAAUUGCAGUCUCGCUUUGCCAACAUUCGCGCGAUUAGCACAAUUAGCACGAGUUAGCUGCUGAAAGGGAGAGCAAGUUGGAGUUCAACUUAUUUUUUUAAAUGCUUGAGUGUGAAAGGUACCUUGACUCAAAAGGCUACGUACCAAAACAAUCUCAGCUCAAAGCUGGUUGAGGUUUUGAAGGGGGUAGGCUUGUAUCUCAGAGGGAUUGGUUUAUCUGUAUUUUGGUGCGUUUUCUUGGCGCUAUAACUGGGUAUUUUUCAUCUUGAGAUUAAAAAGCUGUAAUCGUGCAGUUGUAGCAAAAAAAAAAAAAAAAAGAUUUUGAUUUCCACUUGUCUUCUGACGCCCCUGCAUAGAAAAGGCAUAGGCCUAACUUACCUCAUGAUAUUGUUUGAAUUAAUUUAAGAUGGCUUACUUUCUCAGAAACCAGAAUGAUGUUUAAGCAUUGAGGAAAAGUGUGUGUUUGUACGUGUUACAAUUGUUACUUGCAGUGUAGAUGACAUCAUCUAUUCCGUCCAUGGUUUUGUCUUGACCACAGUGUCUCCUUUUGUAAAUAUAAAGUAUGCUAAAAAUGUACUUAUAAUAUUUCUAUAUAAUGAGUUCAUGUAGUGGGUUUAUUAUUACAUGUAAGAUGAAAGAGAAAGCACUUUGUCUUUUUUCUUUGUUAAAAAGCUGCUAUAUCCAACUCACCAGAAUGCUGCAGUGAGCACUGAACUUCAGUGAGCUGACAGAGACCGGAAGAGAGUCUAGAGACAGCAGCCAAUCAAGUUCCUUUGUUCUGAUGAUGACUCGUGAUGAUAUCAUGACUCAUUUGCCUUCAGUAGAGAUUUCCUAUGGAAACCAGAAUCUGCUUUGGCUUCUUCCCUUCAGGUUGAUGUAUACGUGUAUAAAAAAAGAAAAGGUGUUAGGGCAUCUCUUCUGGACGUUUCCACAUGAAUGAUUAUUUUUUCAAUGUACUGGUUAACCCGUUGUUGUUUUUGUGCUCUGUUUGGGGGGGGCGUCUGCUGUGUCUGGAGACUUUUUUGCUAAAUGCUCUCCUCUCUGGAAAGGUGGAAAGGAAAAGCCUAUAUCUGUGUACUGUAUGCGAUAUGCCGUUGGCAGUGGACAGUUUCAUUAGAUGACGAGCCCUGCAGGUGUUUCAUCCGUUCACAAAAGAAAGCCAAGCUUAGGUGUUAAACCCAUUGUUGCGAUGGAAAUGCUUCCUGGCUCUCGUAGUACUGUAAACAACCGAAGCACUUCAGCCUGGCCCUGGCUCAAGGCCUGUGAGGAGGAAACGUUGGCGAGGAGGGGGAUCGGAUGUCGAUGUCGCUUAAGCGUUCUUGAGUUGCAUCUACCGCGUUCUCUAUCACUGUAGCUUCACGAAAAGCAAAGUGUUCUUUGCGUGUCUUUAAAGGAAAUAUUCUUUACAUGAUGAUCAGCUUGACCAUUUAACCUGGAGUGACUCUGUGGCGUUUUAGAGGUCUAGAAAAGGGUUGUGAUUCUAUGCUGUUCACUAUUAUUUCUCUGUACUGAUUGUUAGAGAGCAAGUCAUAAUUUCCUUCAAAGCAAAUACGAUGAUUUGUUCAGUUCACGAUAAAUAAAAUGAACACAGGUUAUAUUCUAUGUUUAUAUAUCUAAAACAGUGGAGUGGGUGCCUUUAGAUAUAUUUUCUUAAUUUCCUUAUGAUUUUGGCAUGCUUACUGUACGUCUGGUGUGUGUGUGUGUGUGUGUGUGUGUGUGUGUGUUUGUCUGUGUCUGUGUGCUUGCUUGCUUGUGUGCGUGCGUGCGUGCGAGUGUGUGUGUGUGUGUGUGUGUGUGUGUGUGUGUGUGUGUAAUAAUGGUGUUGAUGGGGCACUAUGCAGGUUUUAAAGCAUAAUAUUACAUCUUCAGUUUUUCUAGAAUAUUUGUCUUCAGGUAUCUUUGCUUAUUUUGUUUUUUAGAUAGAGGCAUAGGCUUAUGAAAGGUUUGCUUGAAACCAUUAAUCAAUCAGCAUAGUCCUAUGGUUAUGGAAGUGGUGGAUUUGCAGUGUACUGACCUGUUCAAGCGGCUUCUGAAAGUGGUCGUGUGUGAAGUUCACUCAACCACACGCGGUUUCCUGUGAACCGGAGGACCUGGCGGGUCUCACAUUGCCUCUGAAGAAGUCCUGUCUUAAUGUGGUGAAAUAACUUACUACUCUUGAACUGGCAUAGCCUGUGGGACGUUGUUGGUCCUACUACAGGGUCGAUGUUCUUUUCUUGUAUUUCAUCGUACGUUAAAGCGUUGCUUUGAAGCAAAUGUCACCGCAGAGUUCAUACACAUUGCAUCUCCUCCCCCCCCCCCCCAAUUCAUUCCUGUCAGAUGAGGUUACACUCCAAAAUUGUACAGCAUGUCAAGGUUUUUUGUGUGUAGGAAUGAAUAAAGUAGAUAAAUGUAUUUCGUUAGAUAAAGGACUGGGAAUGUGCUUGGCAUGGCUCCUCAUGCAUGUAGACUCGUACUUCCUGCGGUGUUAAGAACCACUGACGGAACCGACCCGACCCGGCCCUGCAUCUGCGCUGGGGGGGGACCGCUGAGGCCCUGGUGACUAUGGCCACAGUAUCUGAAAUAAGGAGAAACUGAAGGUUUUGCACAUACUGCUCACAGUCCAGCCAUUUGGGUUCUAUCCUUUAUCUGGUUUUGAAGCUGUGAAAGUACAAACGGCUACUUUCUAAAAGAAAUACCCCACAAGAUAUUGCACUUGGUUUUGCAAAAAUAUCCAACUUAUUUUUAAUAUAAUGCCUGCUCAAUCAGGUGCCUUACUUAAAAAAUGAGAAUUUAAACUUUAUUUAUUUUUUUCCUCAAGUGUUCUACAUGUUUUAUACCUAAAAGCUUAAACUGAUUUUAGCCCAACAUACCAAGAAUUUCAAUUCUUUUUAUAAUUUAGCUAAAAGCAGUUUUUUGUCUGCGUCAGAUGGACUACAUUGAGCGUUGACCUUACAGAUGAAUGUAGUCUUCCUUCAACGGAUUAACAAUGGCACGACAAAGAACAUUAAAAUGCAAAGAAGUACCACAGACUGUCCAAAGACAACUGCAGACAUUUGACUUUCACAGGAGUUCUCUGUAUGAUCUAUGGUCAGCUGUUUUCUCUGUGCUGUAAAACUGUGUUGCUUUUUUUUGUUAGUUUUUUUCUAAUUCAUGGUCUAAGUAUUUAAUGUAUUUGCAGGUUGUUUUUUUUAUUAUUUCCAUUUAAGAUACAUUUGGCUGUUGCUUUUUGUGUCUUCACCUGUUUUAUAUCCUUAAUUAUCAUUUGUAAUUGUAGGGGUUUUAUUCCUUUUUUAAAUAACAAAAAAAAUCAGCAUGUGCAGCAACAUGAAGAUUUGUUUAUAUGGAAAUUCUGCAGGUCUGUACAACCAGGGCUGUAUCAAAUGGGGUUUUUGUGUGGUUUUUCCAAGAUAAAUAUGUAGAACUUGUUCCGUAAGGGCAGUCUUAAGCACUUCACUGAUAUGUCCCUUCAGAAUUAACCGAGAUUAAUGUGCCUCUUAAUUUAGCUGUACUGUAAACAUUUCAGAUGAAUCUUUCUCAUGGCAGUAUUGCGUACUAACACGGUGGUGGCCUUCAGCAGUUGUUCGUCAGUGAACAAACCUGGUUUUUAAACAGAAAUUCAGAAAACGACGCAUGAGAGAUUGGCAUCGCUAACCUAAGAUGGAGAGGCACAUACUGUAGGCCUUUUUGUCUUCUCUUCCAGACCACUGUGCUGUCGGGCUGUUCGAACAUCGCACGCAUGUUCACACAGCUUCACCGUCUUUUACUGCGUUACCUUCACACAGUACACAGGAAUAUUCAUGAAAUCCGGCCCGCCUUCCGAGUUUAUUGAAGCUUGCUGACUUCUCUGAACAGGGUGGCCACUCAAUUCCCUUUAACAGUCAAACAAAUGUGCUUAUUCUUAUUGCGAUGGACUAUAAAAUGAAUAGGAAAAUGAAGGCUGGAAUCGUAUCCUGUUACCUCCGGUGGUGUGACUGUGCUGAAUCUGUAAAGUGCUGGAACGGUUUCUUGUCGUACGUCUCUAGUCAUGUGUUGUUACCAUGGCUGCUCCAGAAUCUGUUCAAGCUACUUGGAUAUCAGUGUAAAGCGUCAGGGUUCUCUGAGAUAGCCGGGGCUUUGGGAAAUAGCCGACGUGUAAGGUGAUUGACGUAUUUUCCAGUUGAUCAGUUAACCGGAUGACUGAAAGUUACCGUAUUGGUGCUUUAUUUAAGAAUGUGGUGAUGGUGAGGCUGUAGCCUACAGGGUCAUUGGGAUGGGCGGACCAUCCAUACUGAUUAAAAAUAAGAAAACAAAAAAAAACCUUUACCAAGCACACAGACUCAUUUGUUAUUCAGGAGUUACAUUUCCUUCCAAACUUGAAACAAAGUCAGAAUACCUAACAGCAAUAUCAACGUGACGUCGUGAAACAAAUGUUACGUGAAUGUUUGUUUUUUGGCAUUCAUCAGUAACAGAAAAAAAUAUAUAUAUACACGUGUAUUACUUCAAAACCACAAAACUGUUCAACUGUUAUGCAUCUGUGGAACAUUUGAUUUUUUGGGGGGAAAUCAAGAAACCUCACCCUCUUCUAAAAACACACAGUACCCUUGUUGUUAUGCUUCUAAUGUUGUAUGGUAUACUACUUGAGAACUAGCAUGGGGUUUUUAGGUAACUAGUAGUGUGUGUGUACUCCCAAAGUGUAGCCUUGUUCACAGUAGGAAGACUGUAUUUCAUUGCUAAGUGCUCUAUUGAAGAUUUUCUGGUGACAUUUUUAAGCGAUUCUGCAGAUGUGCAUCCUGCUGAGAGUAUCUUGAUCCUAUUAGUCAGGUCUACACUAUCUUCGUAAUUCACAUAUGCCUGUUCAAGACAAUAUCUAAACCGCUGUUAUGUUUAUGUUGUUUUACCGUCGUGCUGGUUUUCUGCUUUUAUGUUUUGAUGUUUCUUUCCUUUUCCUGAGGCACAAUUUGUCAGAUCAGAACUGUUUUGGAUUAUAUGCCUUGUGUGUGUGUACAGAGGUAGAACAAGCAGUUAAAUCUUAAUUGAUUUAAAAAAUGUGUUUAUUUUGUUAUUGUGCCUCGUUUUUGUUUUAUCGUUAUUAUUAAAUAUCAGUGUAUUUCACAGCAUUGUGUCAACCAGGUACCACAUUUGCUUGUAACCAUAACUGUCUAAUUCUAUAAUUGAUUUCAUUAUUAAAAAUAAACUCUAAAAAAACA